AUGACUUGCACCAUGGAGAUGCUCCUGAUGUCGACUGACUCGGCUGUUCGGAUUGAUGGCAGCGCGCCCACCCCAGACAUCAUACGUGAGCUCGUGAUCUAUGGUUCGAGCAUGUUCUCCGGCAACAGGCCCUCCCUGCGAGACGUCAAGGAGGAGGAGGCUGCAGGGGACGGUCCACCAAUGACUUCGCAGCCGAGUUACUCCCCGACAGGCUGGGUGUGGACAGAGUACAACUCUGAGUCCUAG
Messenger RNA from Symbiodinium natans, 246 nucleotides. NCBI's taxonomy places the organism in Eukaryota, Dinophyceae, Suessiales, Symbiodiniaceae. The record is from the annotation of a GenBank genome assembly.